UUUUCAGCAUGAGAAGUAGCAGCCGCAACGACCGCAGGAACACAGCGACGCGUCCACCUCCUAGACGACACAAACCGAAGUUGAUUCGUAAAAACAAGCAUUAUAGUACUAUCUUUGGGUCCACCUGAUGCUUGCCGGUAUUGUUGCUACUCCUUAGACGGUUCGGAGCUUCAAUUAACGCAAGAAGAAACGACAAGACGGGGAAAAAAAAAAAAAAAAUGCGCGUCCAGUAAUGCGCCGUCGAUUCCGCGGCUGGUAAACUAAUUUGCUCAAUAAUACAACAUUAAAAAAAAGCAGACGAGAAAAGUGCACAUAAGUUGCUUUUAACUGUAGUUAGGGUAGUUCCGUUGUUACUUCUGACGCAGAAAUACUGGUGGUGUGUGAGAACCUUUCGCUAGCGUGAUAUAAAAUUUGUUCAGGCAACCGGGGUAACCGUCAUGGCCGCGCUCUAAGUCAAAAAUUCUUGUCUACAUCGCUUCAUGGCCUUGCUAGCCUUGCACCAGGCGGUGUCAGGCGUGAUGUGAAUGCCAACGAGUCGCAGCGGCGUGAAAUAUUGUAAACGGAACUUAAUGGAACCGAGAUGAGUGGCAGCUGGCGGAGGGUCGUGCCGACACCGCGCAUCCUCACCCUCUUCCUGGUACUGGUUGGCUUUGCGCUGGUGCUGUUCAUCUAUCUGCCACGAUCGUUUGAGGAACGCUUGGUUCGAUCACCACGCCGAAGAAUUCCAGUGCUGCUAGCCUACGAAGGCGAAGCUGAAGUGCAUACAUUUUUCUGCGACACGCACACGACGCAGUGCCCACGCAUCGAUUUCACGCCAGCUUCUGGAUGGCAGGGAGGAAUCCCAGGCGUGCCCGACCUGCACCUGCUUUCGGCACACUACGACACCCGGGUGUGGGUGCAUGGCGGGAAGAAUCGGCACUAUGUCAGGCUCCUUGGUGUCAUCAAAUCAGAGGACGCAGACUCUCUUCGCUUCUUCUGCCAGAUGUGGUACCAGGAGCUCCCACAUCCUAUCGUGGUUGAGUCCGAUCGCACUGAGAUAUGGGUUCCAGCAUGGGAUGGGCACACAUCACCUGGCCGCUACUACCGGCCUUUCAUCUUCUCCUGUCCCGUGCCAUUCAAUGUCUCUAGUCCUCUCGGCAGCGGUCCGGCCAAUGUGUCACUUGUUGCCGAGCCGUGUGCCUGCCCACCCAAUUCUUUGGCUCUUCCAAAAACUCCCGAAAAGGACCCAAAACGUGGCAUUGCAGUGUGUGUUAAGGGACUGGACUUUCCAGAAGACAUCUCUGCCAGACUGGUAGAAUGGCUCGAGCUCCAGUUCCUCCUAGGUGCUGACACUGUGUUCUUCUACAUCUUUCAGGUCCAUCCUAAGGUUGACCUUAUCUUACGCUACUACCGCCGGUUUCGUCGGGUCCAAUUCGAAAGAAUCCAGCUGCCAGGUUUGGAUGAGCCACAUAUUCCAGCCAAGCGGAGGCACUACCUUGCCAACAACACGUGGCAGAAGCGCCGGCAUGAACUGGUCCCUUACAACGACUGCUAUUACCGGCACAUCCCAACCCACGAGUUUGUCCUGCUUGUUGACAUCGAUGAAGUUGUCCUGCCACGCCGACACACAACGUGGCAGCAGUUGCUUGACGACAUCGUCUCUGCAUCACCCAACAUGCUGGCAACAUACGCCUCCUUGGCAGUGCCCAAUGUCUACUUUUUUGACCACUUCGAGCGUGAAAAGAGCUGGUCUUGGUUCCUGAGCCGUGUUACAAGGUCAGCCAACUUCACACGACCAGGGUUUGCGGUGAAGAGUUUCUUCACCACAAACUCUUCCCUGGCCGUGUUUAAUCACUACACCCUGGUCCCACUCUAUGGGAAGCUCCAGCGAACUGUCCUCUUGAACAAGAAGGAUGUUCAGUUAAACCACUACAGGGCUAAGUGCCCAUUUGAAAUGGAAGUCCUCUGUAAGGAUGACUAUUUCCGUUUUACUGUGAAGGACAAGAUGUUGUGGAAGCUGGAGAGCAAGUUUAUGAGUAAAGUGCGGGAAACAAAGGAAGGUCUGAGAACAAAGUUUCUUGUUCAUGUUGGAAAAGAGGGCACAAGGUGAUGCCAUUGAAAGUUACUGGUUAGCCUAACUUCUGCAAUUCAGAAGUGGUGUAAUUAAGAAUUUGACAAAAAGCUGGGCACUAACCAAGUCAAAUUAUACUAUCGACGCUUCUAGUGGUGGGAAAGCCAUUUUACUUUCUGGCACAGGUCUUGGUGCAUGCAAAAAUCUGAUGUUGAGCAACGAUAAUCAUCUUGGUAGAGUGUUCAAAAUGCACCUAUAUACCAGAUAUCAUCUCAAUUUUUACCAAAAUAGUCAAUAGAUAUAGCGGAGCCAACUUUAGGCGCAUCGCAGAGGCAUUCGGACUGAAAAUUGCUGAAGCAGUUUCAAUAUUUUCAAUAGAAUGGCUUCCCAUGUGCGUCUAUUGCAUUGUAACCCUGCUUCUACGAUUUAGACUUGCAUAAGGUGUUGCAUAUUCAGCACGCUUCAAGAUGAUGCCCAAGUACACAUGCAACCAAACCAAAGUUACAGUGAAGACUUCUACAGGUUCUUAGCAUAUAUCUAUGGGGUGUCCCAGCUAACAUUAGCCAAGGUGUUAACUAAAAGAACAAAAAAGUAUGGUGGAAGAUACGCUUAUAAGACCUAUGGUGUUACGAUCGUAUCUUGCACCGUGCUCCUUCUAUCUCUCUCUCUCUUGUAACAGCUUGGCUAACGUUAGCUGACACACCAAGUAUAGCUGUGCCAUGGAACAUGCCAUGCUGGUAGGAGGAAUACCAAUGUGCAACAUAUACAAAAAGACCGCACAGCACCAGUACAUUCGAACAAAAGCAAGAAAACUGCGAGUGGAGAACCGACGGCGUUGGCCGCUCCACUGACCUCCAGAUGAUAAUGAUGGCCGACGAUGGCAUGCUUUACGUUUUGGUUUCAGUUUUACUGCCAAGGCAGCAUCAAGGGAAGGGGACUCUCAUUCUUAUGCUUCACUUGGUGCAAUUUUCUGUUAAAAUGGCGUUUUGGAGAAGGAAGGCCCAAAUUACCGCUCUUGACGUAACAGGUGCAGCGGUUCCACCAGUGCAUUUCCCACUUCCAUAGAAAACCCUUGUUCACAAGAUAGCAAGCAAAAGUUCUGCACAGAACCUGAAACAGCAGAAAGAGCCAUUUUGUGCUUUUGUUGUUUCAGUUUCAGUAUUGUACCCAGAUUAGCAAGAUCGUGAACAAAGGUUGCAUGAGAAUUCUGAAACACCUGAGUUAUAAUUUGACUUGGUCGAUGCCCAGGCUUUUUAUUUAAAGGUCAACUGCGAUGAAAUUUUACUUUGGCUAAAUUCAUAAAUAAGUGAGCACUAUAUAAAGCAAUUUUGGUAAAGCUGAA
Messenger RNA from Dermacentor andersoni, 3392 nucleotides. RefSeq lists its product as uncharacterized. Lineage: Eukaryota; Metazoa; Arthropoda; Arachnida; Ixodida; Ixodidae. Gene Ontology annotation, cellular component: cytoplasm. The record is from RefSeq and is a predicted model, not a curated record. Gene Ontology annotation, molecular function: glycosyltransferase activity.